GAAACAAACAUCCAUCCAGAGGGAACGGGAGACGGAGAGAGAGAGAGAGAAAGAGAGGCAGGAGGGCGAGGAAGGGAGAAGUGCACCCACUUAAACCUGUCCGACACGGAGGACAACGCCACAUAAACACAGCUAGACGCAGAAAAGGACGCUACGAGGACGUGAAACCCUCGACCUUUUCCCCCCCUCCUCUGCCAGGACAACACGGCCACUUCAUCUGUCGUCUCUCGAGUAACUUCAUCGAUUUUCAGCAGGUGAUGAUCUUGGAUUAUUGUUUUCCCCUUUUUUAACGAGGAUGAGUCUUGCUCAGCUUAUCGAGCAAUGGCCCAAGAGACGAACCAGAGCCCGGUGCCCAUGCUUUGUGCCACAGGCUGUGGUUUCUACGGCAACCCAAGAACCAAUGGAAUGUGCUCCGUGUGCUAUAAGGAACACCUGACACGGCAGCAGAGCAGCGACCGCAUGAGCCCCCUCAGCCCUAUGGGCUCAGCUGCUAGUCCUACCUCAGAGGCCUCGGCCAUCCAGAGACUAGAAGCCAGUCUAGCCAAGGUUGAUGCCUCCCCUGCCUCUUCACCAGACAUGUCUAGAACUAUUCAAGGAUCUCUUCCUGUGACUCAACAAAUGACAGAGAUGAGCAUCUCGAGAGAGGACAAACCAGAACCCCUAGAACCUGUUGUAAACCAGCCUGCUGCUUCUAGCCCUGCUCCUGUAGCUUCCUCCAGCAGUGACGAUAGCAAGAGUGACACCCCCAAACCCAAGAAGAACAGGUGCUUCAUGUGCCGCAAGAGGGUGGGCCUUACAGGCUUUGACUGUCGCUGUGGCAACCUGUUCUGUGGCAUCCACCGGUACUCCGACAAGCACAACUGCCCCUAUGAUUACAAGGCCGAGGCCGCCGCCAAGAUCCGUAAAGAGAACCCCGUGGUGGUGGCCGACAAGAUCCAGAGAAUAUAGAUCCAACAACGCGAACAGCAGCGGCGGCAAUGAUGACAACACCUUUGACAAAGACUGGAGUAUGAGUGUGAACCUUUUGAAAUGAGCACUGGCACAAGUGGCUAAGUGAGGAUUGAAAGGACUCGAUUUACAGAAUUACAACCUUGGGGGGGGGAAGAAGAAAACAAAAAGAAAAGAUCCUGUCUGAGGGCGAUGCAUGAAUGAUCACCUUUCUUCUUUUUUUGAUUAAUUCAUUAGUUUGUUUUAUCCUAUUAUCUGUGGUGUGACCUUGCCGCUGUUCAGUCCUUUUUUUGUUUUUCUCAGAAUAUGUAUUGUCUUAUCAAGAGCAGCCCAGGCUGUCCAGGAUAUGCUGUGCUCCUCUCACCCAACCAGGCGCCAUUUUGUGCCAAACCAUAGACCACCAUUUUACCCUGUCACGUGUCAGACACUGGCAGGUCUUUUAAAACAUUCAGACUGUAACAGUGUAACAGUCCACACGAGUUGUGUCCCUCAGCCGUUGAACUUGUCCCGAGCUCCGUGGGUGCCGGAGCCGGUCAGCGUUCGGAAAGCCGCCUCCCGUCGUGCACAAGGGGCUUUGUUACCUUGUCUCUGUCUUUCCUAGCUUUACCUACCUCACAGCAGCCGUGUUGAGCUUUGUUGUCUUCCCGUUUUACUUUUUUUAAUUUUCUCUCCAUCCGCUUUGACCCCAGCAGAACAGUGGAUCAUCUUGGUAGUUGGCCUCAGUGACCCCCUCUGAUCGGGCUGUUCAGUUUUCGGCUGGAGGUAUCACGCUAGACAGGGACAAACAAAACUCCUCCACAUGUUCACCGGAUUUCAACCUUUUCAGUUAUUUCCCAAACUGAUGCGCGCUGGUGUUGCAGACGCCUGGUGCAGGGCUGUGUGCGCCGAUGUGUGGCCUGAGAGGAAGGACGGCACCCUUCCCUGGCAGGUCUGGUUGGUGAAUUUAAGCCAGGAAUAUUGUAGGGGUAUGAACGAGUGAAUGGGAUAAAUGCAUGAGUUACUGUUCAUCUACAUUAGUGUUUCAGAAAUGUUUGGCAUCACUCAACUUAGGGUUUUAUUUGCUGAGAGACAAUUAUCUGUUAUAUUAGCUUUUUUUUUCCUCUUCCGUCGAUAUUGUACUGAUGUUAGCGCAUGUAUUCAGUGCAGUUGUGGAACUAGGGGUAUGUGAACCAUUACUUUUUUCUUUUACUUUUUUAAUCAAAAAAAACAAAACAAAACAAAACAAAGCGCUAACAGAACGUUCAUGUGAGCACAGUGGGUGUAUGUGUGUGUUUGUUCCCCGAACCCUCGUCGUCUGUGGAGCUACCCGGUUUAUCAGCACAUGUUUACAGAACUACAGGAGCAUGCCAGAGCUAGAUUUAUGAAAAAUAAUAAUAGAUACCAAGAUUAGAUGUAACUUCUCAUCUGUCUAACAGCUAUUGGUCUGUGUGUCUGCUUUAGAGCACCGUAGAGGAGUGUGUGUGUGGAUGAGUGUGUGAGAGAGAGUGUGUGCAUGUGUGUAUUCAUGGCUGCCUGACACAUUGAAACCAUGUAUGUAUGUGACUUGAGUUAACCCCCUGCCCCCCUUUUUUCUCUCCUCUGUAAGGAUGUGUUUUUCAUUUAAAAGACAGCUGUAUGUAUCCGUUUGAGUUUUUCCCUUUCUGAUUCUUAGUUAUAUGCAAAUUUGUACAAAAAAUGAAAAAACAACAAACUGUGUUGAUAUUUAUGUAUUACAUAUAAUCUUGCUAUCCAGCAUUACAACAGAAUAGUAUCAUGUAAAUAAAACUGUACAGAGAGACAUUA
This is a messenger RNA of Scatophagus argus, 2730 nucleotides long. It is a transcript of the gene zfand5a, whose product is annotated as zinc finger, AN1-type domain 5a. Bases 322 to 948 code for a protein of 208 amino acids. Gene Ontology annotation, molecular function: DNA binding; zinc ion binding. The transcript has 6 exons. The record is from RefSeq and is a predicted model, not a curated record. Lineage: Eukaryota; Metazoa; Chordata; Actinopteri; Scatophagidae.